Molecule: messenger RNA, 849 nt
Organism: Pestalotiopsis fici W106-1
Lineage: Eukaryota; Fungi; Ascomycota; Sordariomycetes; Amphisphaeriales; Sporocadaceae
Exons: 1
Coding region: 1-849 (282 amino acids)
Molecular function (GO): S-adenosylmethionine-dependent methyltransferase activity
Source: RefSeq, a predicted model, not a curated record
AUGGAUCCCUCCGGUUUUGUUCCCAAGCAGGCCAUGGCCUUUGGCAGCGAACUAUUUGAGAUUAUUGGUGGCGACGAGACCCUAAAGAUCGCUCAGUACGAGAUGAAGCUCAUUCCGACUUUCCCUUCGGGCUCGUUUAUUCACGAUGUAGCCUGUGGCCUGGGCCCAGUAACGCAAAGCAUUCUUGCUAACGCGCCGCCCGAGGGCAUCAAGAUUCAAGCCUCUGACGUGUCGCCGGGCAUGGUUGGCAUAUACAACCAGAUUGCAUCGGGCAAAGGUUGGCCAUCACAGGCCGUGGUCAUGGACGCACAAAAGGUGGCGUUCCCGGAUCACACCUUCUCCCACGUCUUCCUGUCCUUUGGCUUGCCCAUCAUUGAGGACCCUGUCGCGGCAGCCUGGGAAAUGUACCGUACCCUCAAGCCGGGCGGCACCGCCGUCACGGCCUUUUGGCUGCAGGUCCCCCAGGGUGAAAGCGCCAUGGCCACGCGCCGGGCACUAUGGGGACCCAACGCGCAGCUCGCCGUCGAACCCAAGCCGGAACACAAGGACCGGGACUACCUCAGGAGCUUGCUCGUCCAGGGAGGCUUCCGACACGAAGACGUCGAGCUGUAUGAAAAAUCGGCGUUCCUACCGGUCAAGGACCUUGAUCAAUUCGCCGUCGCCAUCUGGAGUGCUAUUGGCAAGCCGGUAGGUGGGUGGGAGAAAGAGGAUGAGGAGAAAUGGGACGAGGCGGUCGCCAAGUAUAAAGAGCUGUUGCGGGAAAAGACCGGUUUCAACAUUGCUGAAGAUGGCAGUAUUACGCUAGAGGCCAUUGCUCAAAUCGCCAUUGUCCGCAAGGCCGUUGAGUGA